AUGGCCAACCGAUCAGAAGCCAGCUUCAAUCGGAAAGCGAGAGACGAGGCUCGAUUCGUAUGUCCUUUCAACUAGGUAUGCGAGAAUUAAACUUAUUACGGUCGUUACGACGUGCAUGAAACAACACUUACAGCAGCCUAACCAUAAAACUUUUGUUGUAGGGGAUGUUAAAGACUCACUCUAGUUGACUAAAUCAGGGAAUGGGAAAGGCCAUCUCUAACGCAGUUGUGGCCAACCUGAGUAAGAGCGGCACCGGAUAUAGGCCCACUACGCAUUUUGAACGAUCUUAAAUGUGCCGGUGAUAGGUCGAAUUUCUGCUCCAGUAGAUGCUCGUUAUGCCAAGGACAGUGGUUAUAUGACUAUCCAACCCCACCUAAUACACGCAGAAGGCGUUUACGCAAGCCCCCCCCCGCAUAAGGGGGCUGAAUCCCAUAUAUUCGUAUAUGCAUCCUGCCAUGCAGAGAAGCAACGACCAAACACAAGCGCAACCCGCUGACACUUUGAUCCAAAGUAAAGCUCGAUCACAAUUCUUCUCCCUUAGUCAGACAUACCCAGGCAUUCAGACAUAGCCACCCAUUUAUCGUUAUUUGUGGUUGACCUAAUGUAACGUGUAUUACUUCAGGAUCCUAAAUUCGAGUUUGGUGAUGAAGAACUGUAAACACAUGUACGUUGGCUUUAGCUUCUCCAAUGCCUGUGCGCGUGUCCCUGUUGAAAUAUUACUUAUUCUUCGGCAGAUAGUUGUAAUGUGUGCGCAAAUAGUUUUAGUGGGCUAAAAUAGAGGCGACGAAGGUGAGUGAGUCCGCCGUUGGAUGCGUUUCGCUAUUCCCUGCCCUUGACUUAGUUUAUGAUUUAGCUUUGGUUGAGGGACUCAUUAUAUAUUUUAUUCUCUGGAUUAUGCGCAAAACAGUGGACCUGCAUAAGUCCUAGUUCUUCAUACCUAAUCUACGAUUAUCUCUUGAAAUGCGUUCUAGCACAAUUCUGCUAGGACGUACAAGAGGGUAACCUCUUGUGCACAGUUUAGAAAUUAUUCUACUAACCCACUUGAUUGCUGACACAGAAAUCUUAAGCUUCGCUUCUUUGAAACUACCACAACUGGCUGUUAACAUGAAUUGUAUCCAGCACUUCCUUGUUCUUCUGUUCACCACACCCUGGGCUAGCCCCUACGGUUGCUCGGCGGCUAGUUUUGUCUUUGGAUGACCUUUGUCAGCAGUCCCCACAGGCACAGCAUUCUUCCUGUUUCUAUGUGUGCACCAGCAAUCGUUGGUGUAUCCACGUAGUAACGGAAAAGAUUGUCCUCUGCAUGCUGCGUUUGUCCGGCUACAAAUUGAUUACCACUUAAGGGCGUGGUCUCCGUGCCUUAUGCGGCAUACGAAAGUUUUAGAUAAGGUUAAGGGUCCAGCGACUAAGAUUGUCCGCUUCCUUCACUAUCGAAACCCAAGGGAAAACGCCUGCCAGACUCAUUAGCUCCAGGCCUCAUGAACUUUGGGAAGAACCCCAAAAUACCGCACGUUUGAGUAGUUUAACAAAGACGAAUUGUACUCCACACCUGCUGCCUCUUAGUGUCUUAUGGGUUUGUUUAAAACUAGCGCAUUGUUACCUCUCCUACAGCGCAGUCAAUUAAAGCUUGCUUACUGGGUUUAUAUAACGAAUAGUGCGGACAAGCUUGGUUGCCUGAUCAUUAACCUUAUAAAGAACCUCGAUAUCUCGCGUGGUGCAGGAAGACCACACCGGUAAACGAGUUGUAGCCGAACAAAUAUUGCAUGUAUCAGACGAAGGUUUUCACGUGAGAUGAUGGAAACGCCAACGAAUAAAGAAAGACUGCUUCCGCCUCAUGGCGGCAGCCUGGGAGCAUUGUUUUGGUAACCAUAAACUAUGGCAAAUUAAAACUUGCAUAUGGGCGGCAGGUCGCGUUCAUUUGAUGGCCUCAUCAGCUGACAACACGCAAAGAAAUAUCUUGAUCUAACUGGAAGUUGAUUUCGAGGAAGUGCCAUUUCUGCGCAUUCGCCGCAAGAUUCCGUUACUCAACAUAUUCGAACAGGAUUCUCGGGGAUAAAGUAUGGUUAACUGGCUGGUACAGAAGUUUGUAAGACGGAAACGGUUCAUUUGGGUAGUUUUGAGGACAGAGUUGGACGUUUACUAUUUUAACUGGUCAAAUACCCGUCCCAUGGGGAUCUCUGGUAUAAAACCCAGAUUGAGCACCGACGUGUAUUCGUCACGGGUUAAUUUUACUGAAGACCGGCAGUGUGUUGGAAAAAAGCACCUGAACGGCUCUCAAUGGAAAUUAAUGCGGACAGGAUGGCUACGCGGGAAAAAUACGUUUUAGCCUUCGAUAUUUCUAUUUCCACUAAUCACGCGUUGGCCUGGUCCUACCAGUUGCAUACCCCUCCUAUUCCAGGCUUAGAAAUCGGCUUUGCGUCGAAAAUAUUUGCAUUUACGAAGAAGUAUUCGAUUGGUGUAGUUAUUGUAACCCCCUUCUCCCCCCUCCCGCGAAUGCCCGUCUUGUUGUUCACGUCAAAUUUUAACCUCUUUCAUCCGUGUAACUUUCUGUUUCUCCUUCCCAGAUGGCUUCCGAAUCCGUUCACACUAUUCAUCUUCCAGCCCCCAAGGCAGUUUCCCCAUUCAUCAGGACAGCUCGAUGGGGUCUUCUGCUUGCCGGAGUCUUAUAUGGAGCUCUUCGACUAAAGUAUCUCCAGGUCCGGGAGGUGAAAAUCCAAAAGAAGAACCAUGCCAUCAUAGCUAAGAGAAAGGCGGACCACGAUAUGUGGUGCCAAUACCGGUCCGAGCAAUCAAUGAAGCAGCUACUGAAGGAAAGCGGCCUCGAUGAAGCAUAG
Spirometra erinaceieuropaei is the source of this 2831-nucleotide messenger RNA. NCBI's taxonomy places the organism in Eukaryota, Metazoa, Platyhelminthes, Cestoda, Diphyllobothriidea, Diphyllobothriidae. The record is from the annotation of a GenBank genome assembly.